This is a messenger RNA of Mytilus trossulus (common blue mussel), 411 nucleotides long. RefSeq lists its product as uncharacterized. The transcript is spliced from 2 exons. The annotation marks the transcript as partial. Lineage: Eukaryota; Metazoa; Mollusca; Bivalvia; Mytilida; Mytilidae. The record is from RefSeq and is a predicted model, not a curated record.
UUUGAGGAUAUUCGACCAAAAUCAGGAAAACCACCAGCACGUUUCUUAGAAUACCAACAAAGAUCACAAGUAAAUAAAAUAAAAUCAUCAGAAGAGAUUUUCCAGAAACAAAAACAAGCAGAGGAGAGGAAAAAGGCUUAUGAAAAAGCAAAGAUUGAAAGAAUAAAGGAAACAACAGAAGAAUGUAGAAAAAUUGAUGAAAAAGUGAAUAGACUUGGAGUAAACACAAAUUAUUUUGGUGUCGGGAAAUCUGACAAUAUCAAUAAUAAACCACUUUCUACAAAGGAGGCCAUCAUGUCUGUCAAAUCUCUAUCUAAAGACUUCUCAAAAAUUUCAACAAGUAUCAAAACAGAUUCAUUAUUUGCUAAAAACUUAAACAAUUCUUGACACUGCUCACAUAUAUAUUUUAAA